Coniophora puteana RWD-64-598 SS2 is the source of this 1864-nucleotide messenger RNA. RefSeq lists its product as uncharacterized. The transcript has a single exon. Bases 16 to 987 code for a protein of 323 amino acids. The record is from RefSeq and is a predicted model, not a curated record. NCBI's taxonomy places the organism in Eukaryota, Fungi, Basidiomycota, Agaricomycetes, Boletales, Coniophoraceae.
GGGAUCGAUUCCUAUAUGUUCUUCAGGCUAUUGUGCUUGCUGGGCUUACUUCUGGAACUGUUGUUCCAACACCGGCCCUUCAACCAGCGCCGAAGUGAUUCUCAUACUACACAAACAUCAACCCUCUAUCCUCGUCCUUGGCGCGGGCGAGCUUGGCCUCUCCAUCCUUCGCGGGCUUUCAUCCCAUCCUUCCAAGCCCAGCGUCACCGUCCUCCUCCGGCCCCUAUCCAUCCAGACUUCAACACGGAGCUCGAGCAAACCCUCUCGAGCCUCAGCGUUUCCAUCACACACGGCGACCUCACCGCACCAACCUCCAGCCUCGCCUCCGGCUUCGUCGGCGGCCCCGGCACCCAACUCAGCCUACGCCGCGCGGCGCUCCAAUCGCGCGCGAAGCGGUACAUCCCCUGGCAGUUCGGCGUGGCCUACGACGUCCUCGGCCGGGGCAGCCCGCAGCCGCUCUUCGACGAGCAGCUCGACGUGCGCGCCCUUCUCCGCGGCCAGGGGCGGACGCGGUGGACGAUCGUCUCCACCGGCAUCUUCACGCGUUUCCUCCUCGAGCCGGCUUUUGGCGUUGUCGAUCUCGGUCGGCGCACGGUCACGGCGCUGGGGCGGUGGGCGAAUGAGGUGACGGCGACGACUGCGGAGGAUAUUGGGCGGUUGACGGCUCGGAUCGCGUUGGAUGAGAAUGAGCGUGGUGGGACGGGGUGGGACGGGGUGGUGCAUGUCGCGGGGGAUACUACGACGUUCCAGGGUGUGGCGGAUGUGGUGAAGACGCACGGGUGGGAUUUGCAGGAGAGGGUGGCCACGGUUGAGGAGCUGGAAGGGAGGCUUGCGGAGGAUCUGGAGAAUUGUGCGUUGAGGUAUCAGUUGGUUUGGGCACGGAAUAAGGGGGUGAGUUGGGAUGUUGCGAGGACUUGGAAUCGUCAGAGGGGGGUAGAGAUGGAGGGACUAAAACAGUCUGCUGAAAAGACUUUGCCGAGGCCGUAAUGAGUGGCAAUGAAUCAAAAUUGAAUACAUACUGAUAACAAGUUCCACAGCGAUUGUAAUAUUCAUGAAUUGCAGAUGCCCGCUAUUGGGCCUGGUAUCACAUGGGAAGACGAACUCAUACGUGCGUCGCGGGCGCCACACCUUGAGAGAAGAGCCCUCCACCGUGAACCAACCGUGUCCUGGCCCGAAGCUAGCUUGCAGAUGGGCAGAUGAUUCUUUGAGAGAAAGCGGUGAUUUUGCAAGGAGUGAAUCACUUGGCAUCCAAAUUCGCGGAAUGUAGCAUCCACUUCUAAACGCAGCUUUCCGAAGUGACACGCUGGAAUGACGGUGGAAGAGGUUCCGAUCGUGUGGAUGUAGAAGUUGGAUGAACGCGGCGUGGUUAUAUGCAUGCACGAAGAAGGGAACGGGGACCUGCAGAGCGACUAGAUCAUGAGUAUUGGUCAAUCGUCAAGGUUCACCUUCACAUGAACAUGGAAAGAAGAGAUGAAGGACCAUUCAGAAUGGUCCAAGCGCGACACGUCCUCUACCCAUCCCACCUCCCCACAUGGAUUCAUAUGCGGCGCACAGGCGAUGCGUAUGCGAUCAGCGCUCGAAGACAUCGGACGAGUAGGAGCGAUGAGUUUGUCAUAGGUCUGCCAGCGGUGUAAUCGCCCGAAGAGUCGCCCGAGACUAUGACUAACUGUCGUCGUGGUUGAGUGACUCCAACAUUGGACAAUAACUCCGAGAGGCAAGCUCUGUUCGAGCGCGAGACCAGUGCACACCGCUAUGGCGAUGUGCUAUAUGCCCCAAAAGAAAGGAAGUGGUGUUGGGGAACCAGAUGAGCCAGGAUGAGAUAGCGCAAAGCAACCGCGUCGGGUCGAAGGCCCACAUCGAUAUC